UGUACAGCUCACAGCGGCUUGGCCUUUGUUAGCGAGUCGGUAAGAAGAACCAAGAAAGCAAGAGGAGUCGCAUUCAUGCACUAACAGGGAGGAAAAUGAUCAUCUGUACAAAAAAUAUGGAUUAUCGCCUCGGAACCCAGUGCCAGUUUGUUCAAAAUCAGGUGAUGGUGAACUCUGAGAAAGACCGUGCUUCUCUGUUGUGUGUGAAGGCUCUGGCCAGCAGGGGGCGUCUGGACACAGUUUCUCAGCAGAUGGCUUCCCAUCCACAGUACCUGGAGAGUUUCCUGCGAACCCAGCACUACAUCCUCUAUAUGGAUGGCCCAUUGCCUCUGCACUACCGCCAUUACAUUGCCAUCAUGGCUGCGGCACGCCAUCACUGUAGGUACUUGUUAUCUUUGCACUCGGCUCAGUUCUUGCGAGUAGGAGGAGAUCCGUUAUGGCUUCAGGGGCUGAAGGCCGCCCCCCCUCGUCUUCAGCACCUUGACCAUAUCAACAAGGUCCUGGCCCAUCAACCCUGGCUCACGGCACACUCGCACAUACAGGAUCUAUUAAAGACAGGAGAGCAGUGCUGGUCUCUGGCUGAACUGGUUCAGGCGGUGGUUCUUCUUGCCCACUGUCACUCCCUAUGUAGUUUUGUUUUCGGUUCGGGUUCUGAUUCAGACAUCACAGCGACUCCCAGAGUUCCUCACGGCACGCCUCCCGGCUUCUGUCUCUGUGACGCUGCUAAUGGCAACACAGCCUUAUCACCAGCACCUGCUGCACCCACAGAAAAAACACAACGGAGGAAGUCCCUAGACUCCAGCGGCGAGGUCUUUUGCCUUCGAGAGCAAAUCCAAAAGUCACAAGAGGACCGAAAUGGAGAUCUACCCCAUUCACAGACACUCCCACACACAGAUGUGGGAGAAGAGGAGGACGAGAUGUGCUCCACAGACCCCUCCCGCUUCGUCACAGACCCAGAAUUCGGCUACCAGGAAUUUACCAGACGGGAGGAGGACCAUUUCCAAGUAUUCCGAGUGCAGGACUACUCAUGGGAGGAUCACGGCUUCUCGCUGGUUAACAGGCUCUACUCCGAUAUAGGCCACUUGCUUGACGAGCGAUUCCGAAAUGUGGCUUCACUUCCUUUUCCUCAUAGCCCUGACCUCAAGAGAGCCAUCUGGAACUACAUUCAUUGUAUCUACGGCAUUAGAUACGACGAUUACGAUUAUGGAGAAGUUAAUCGAUUACUGGAGCGUGGGUUGAAGCUUUAUAUAAAAGCUGUGGCAUGCUACCCUGACUCAAGCAAGACCCCUCUUUGCCCGCUGUCCUGGUCCCCCGUCAAAGCUUCAGAUAAGGUCCAUGUAAAUUUACUAGUGAUGGAGGCACGCCUGCAGGCCGAGCUACUUUAUGCGCUUCGAGCCAUCACCCAAUACAUGAUCGCGUAGGCAGAAGUAUUCGGUGUCACAGAGGGACAGUGUGACACAAUCGAAUGGUACGGUGAGGGGAAGAAGAAAGAUCACUGACAACAAAGAAGCAGAAACAAAUCUAACUGUAUUUGUUGGAUCUGUGAUAUAUGCCAAGUUUACCUGGGUGGCGCAAGGUACUGCUGUGAAACAUUUCUUUGCCAAAGGUGAAACUUUAUGAAAAAAGGUGCAAAACAAUCUUAAUGCCAUUGCAUGUUUUUCUUCUCCUUUAUUUGUGUUCCUAUAGCGUUUUGUGAGUCUUUCUUUUCUACCUUUUUUAGUGUCUUUAUCCCGGAUGGUUAAUGUGCAAUUUUUAUUCAGUUAUUAACAUUUUCUUAUUUGUCUUGUUUUGCUGUUCAAUUGAGAGAGUCCAACUGUUCGAUUGUUUUUUUUUUUUUUUUGUAAAGGUCUCUAAGCCAAUUGAGUCACUGUUUACAGAGUAUGAGUGAGAGGACAAAUGCAUUUGCUUAACGUGGCUUCCAUAUGUUUCAUUUGAAUGUUAAACAGUGAGUUCAGAGCAAAAUUUAACAAAGGGUAGGAAAAAAAAGCUGUUGUGUUGUUUUUAAUUAGCACUUUUAAGACAGUAUCUAUGUGUAUCUCAAUAAGCUUUGUACUGUGGCUUCGUUCAGCACAUACGUUUAAGUCUAAGUACUGUUUUUCGUUUAUUCAUUCAUUCAGAUAGAUUAGCAUUGAUGUUGUGUGCUAAAUUCACCUCUGUGUAAAGAAGGAUGUGGGUACAUUCACACCUGGUCUAUAGAUUCAUCUCAGUAAUAAUAAACCAUUUUAUUUUUAAAGCACCUUCCCCAAGCUCAAGGUCGCUGUACAAUAAACAAAACACCCUUUACAAUGUCAAGAUUGGAGCGGAGUGGAGGUUACUAAAUUACUUUAAAUACAUUUGCUAUCUUAGUAAAUAAUAAAACAUCUUUGCAUUGCUAAUUAAUUUAAAUCCAAAUAAAAAACAAAGAUUCUGUCAUCAUUUACUCACCUUCAAGUUGAUGCAAACCUGUAUACAUUUUAUAUAGAUAUUUUGAAAAAAAUUUGUAAGCAAGCAGAUCUGGGGCACCAUUGACUUCUGUGGUAGGACAAAAUAAUACUAUAGAAAUCAAUGGUGCCCCAGAUCUGUUUGGUUGCAAACAUUUGUCAAAAUAUCUUCAUUUGUGUUUAGCAAAACAAAAUAAUUUAUACAGGUUUGGAACAAUUUGAGGGUGAGUAAAUGACGACAGUAUUUUCGUUUAUGGGUGAAGCAUCCCUUUAAAUCCAAAUGCUGAACCAUAAGUAAUAUGACACUUAGUGAUUUGUCUUAUGAUCACUGAGAAGCAUUGUGCUGGCAUUGGGUGUGAAGUAUAUCAAUUAUAGAUGUGAAAUCAGUCGGCAAUAAUUAGGACUUGUUUUAAUUUUUUUACCAUGUAAAAAUAAGUCACCUUGUAGUGUUUGCAAGAAUUAAGAGCUUGGAAUAAGCUAUUGAAAAUAUGUGAUUUUAAUGUUGACAUGCUGGUGUAGAUCAAAUGAAGGACUGUUGUGACAGACCUACAGAACAGCAUUGUUUUGUCAAUGUGAAUGGGUUCGUGGCCAGCCUGUCACACCUGCACCGUUGUUUUUGCACUGAACCUUUUGCACGAACCCUAAAUGUGGUUGAAUUGCCUCCUUUAGCAGCUCUUAAUAAUAUCAAUCCCACCGAUGCCAUCUAUAAUAUAAAACGUUUUUGUGGGACUGGCCAAUUACCUGUACUGUGUUAUACUCAAUACGUUCUAGUUACGAUAGUCUAGUUCGCAAGACUAUGUUGUGUAUGUAUGUGUGUGAGUGUGUGUUAAAAAUUGCAUUAUUUUUGUUCUUGUUUAAGUGUCUUUUUGAGAAAUGACAAUGGUGUUUAUUGGUUCCAUCAGAAAUGUGAUCAGAACUUAAGAACAUACAUGAGCUUUUGAGUCUUGGCUCAUCAGUAUGGCUACACUGGACUGGUCUGUGAACUAAGCCUCAUGCAACUACAUUACCAGUAAUUCAGACUGGGAUUGGAAGAGGAAGCGUUUAUUAUCAAAGCCUACUGACAGUAAAAAACACCCUACGACUAACAUGCUGCUCCACAGUGACAUAUCUUAAGGAGCAAAGUAGGACUGCUGUAUGAAUGGCCUUCUACCUUAAGCAGAACUGUCUUAUAUGCUUGUUCAUGAAUGGCAGUCAGCUGCAUCCCUGAGAUGCGGAGACUUCCACCUCAGUUGUGUACUGUGGUGGAGAAUGAGCGAGCAGGCAAUUGCCAAAAUGUUUAUUUACCACGUAAAUGUAGGAACUAUAAAAAAUUUAAAAUGACCAAAAAAAAAAAAAAACAUAAAAAGCCUGAAAAACAAGCAAAAAACUUUUGAAAUGUGAAAGCUUAUUUUUUCUAUAAAG
This is a messenger RNA of Paramisgurnus dabryanus, 3821 nucleotides long. It is a transcript of the gene sesn4, whose product is annotated as sestrin 4. Lineage: Eukaryota; Metazoa; Chordata; Actinopteri; Cypriniformes; Cobitidae. The record is from RefSeq and is a predicted model, not a curated record. Gene Ontology annotation, biological process: cellular response to leucine starvation; positive regulation of macroautophagy; regulation of response to reactive oxygen species. Gene Ontology annotation, cellular component: nucleus. Gene Ontology annotation, molecular function: L-leucine binding; oxidoreductase activity, acting on peroxide as acceptor.